Messenger RNA from Phycomyces blakesleeanus NRRL 1555(-), 1659 nucleotides. RefSeq lists its product as hypothetical. Gene Ontology annotation, molecular function: ATP-dependent protein folding chaperone; ATP binding. Lineage: Eukaryota; Fungi; Mucoromycota; Mucoromycetes; Mucorales; Phycomycetaceae. The transcript has 6 exons. The record is from RefSeq and is a predicted model, not a curated record. Bases 1 to 1659 code for a protein of 552 amino acids.
AUGGCAUCAAAAAUUUAUGAAUUCGACUUUGACGAAUAUCCCUACGUUGUAGGAAUAGAUUUUGGCACCACCUUUUCUGGGUGCUCCUAUGUUUAUAAUAAAGACAGAUUAGACGAGAUUGUUGAUAUUACUAAAUGGCCCAAGCAGGGUUGCGCCGUGUAUCCAAAAGUUCCGACGGUAUCUCUUUAUGACCCAGAGAGUAACGAACUCAUUGCAUGGGGAUACGAUGCCAUUUUUAAAGCAAAUAAGCUCAACAACAAAGGUGUUUACGUUAAGAAAUUCAAGCUACUUCUUGAUCCUAGCAACUCUAGCUCUACGACACUUCCAGAAGUGAUUAGCGAUUAUCUCUGUGAAUUAUAUUCUUAUAUUCACAGCUCGUUUAAGAACUCGCUGGGUGUAGUAUAUAACCCUUCGAAGUUUAGAUAUUGCCUUACUGUUCCAGCCAUGUGGGAUGAUAAAGCCAAGCGUGUCAUGCGAGAAGCAGCUAUUCUUGCCGGUAUCGUACGUCGCAGCGAUCAUCCUGAUCGAUUAAUUUUGACAAGCGAGCCGGAAGCCGCUGCAUUGUACUGUGAAAGCAAGUUCAAUCAAUUUAAUCUUACCAAAGGAAAUCGAUUUAUGAUCUGUGACGCAGGGGGUGGAACAGUUGAUUUAAUUGUUUUUGAAAUUGAUGAAAUGUUUGGUCUGCGAUCUCUUCGCGAAGUCACCAAAGGUUCCGGGAGUUCAUGUGGAUCAGGUUUCUUGGAUGAUCGUAUGCGGGAGUUCCUCAUAAAUCGCUUUGGUGAACAUUCUGAAAGCAAUAAAGUAGUUAUUGAACAGCUGAUUAACCAAUUUGUUAUUGCGACCAAGCCAGAGUUUGAAGAUGAAGACGAUGAAUUUUUUGUUAUUCCGGCUGCACACAGUCUAGAUAAGAAGACUAUGUCUGAAAUUGGAGUAGUUGAUGGUAGAUUUCAAGUGACGGUUGAUGAACUUCGAGAAGAUAUAUUUGAGCCAGUUGUAAAACAAGUCCUGAGUUUAAUAUCUUGUCAAUUGAGUCAAUCUGAAACAAGACUUGAUGCAAUUUUCUUGGUGGGUGGAUUUGGCCAGUCGAAGUAUUUAGCCAAGCGCGUCAAGGAUACGUUUGAAACCCAGGUUGAAUCUAUAUGCGUACCCAGCCGUGGUGAAUUGGCAGUAGUUCGUGGGGCUGUAAUGUAUGGAAUAAACCCAAACAGGAUUACACACAGGGUCUUACGGCGUACAUAUGGGCUCGAAGUUCACUGUCCAUUUGAUGAAUCCGAAGAUUCAAUAGAGAAUAAGAUGGUAACAUCAGACGGUGCCGUACGAUGCUGGGGACGUUUUAAUGUUUUUGCAACCAAAGGAGAAUGUAUAGCUGUAGAUUCAUGUGUCGAGAGAGAAUUUUUUAUAUUCUAUCCAGACAACUUUGUUUCGGAUUUGUUUGCAUAUGAUGAAGAUUGUGAACCUCCACGCUAUACCACUGAUCCCGGAGUUCGUAAGGUAGCUGCCUUUACCACAAAAACGCCGGUUCUACCAGGUAUUAAAUACCAGCAAAAGGUGUACUUCACCACAAGCAUGUAUUUUGGUAGAACUGAGCUUCGUGUAGAAAUUGACAUCAAAGGAAACAAGUUUAUUUUUACUUCCGACUUUGACUCCCAUGAACUAUAG